Molecule: messenger RNA, 1081 nt
Organism: Ixodes scapularis (black-legged tick)
Lineage: Eukaryota; Metazoa; Arthropoda; Arachnida; Ixodida; Ixodidae
Product: ribosome biogenesis protein BRX1 homolog
Exons: 10
Coding region: 45-980 (311 amino acids)
Biological process (GO): rRNA processing; ribosomal large subunit assembly
Cellular component (GO): nucleolus
Molecular function (GO): rRNA binding
Source: RefSeq, a predicted model, not a curated record
GCUUUUGAAGGGAGGAGGAAAGGCAGAACCGCAGAAAAAACAAGAUGGCGAAACGCAAGCGACGUUCACGUGCGGCUGAAGAGGAUGUCGAACCGGCCGAAAAAGAAGAGGUUCUACCCCCGAUUUCUCGGAAAUCGGACGAACCUCCGCAGAAAAAGACGAAAUGGAUCAACAAACAGCGGGUCAUGAUCUUUGCGUCGCGAGGCAUAACGUUCCGAGAUCGACAUCUGAUGCUGAAUCUGCGCACAAUGCUACCACACUCGAAGCCAGAGUCAAAGAUGGAGAAGAAGGAUCCCCUUGUUGUGAUCAACGAGAUCUGCGAAAUGAAGAACUGCAACAAGUGUAUAUAUUUCGAAAACAAGAAGAGGAAGGAUUUGUACCUAUGGAUGUCCAACGUGCCCAAUGGUCCUUCGGUGAAGUUCCUUGUGGAGAAUGUUCACACCAUGGAAGAGCUCAAGAUGACAGGAAACUGCCUGAAGGGGUCCAGACCGCUCUUGUCGUUUGACAAGGCAUUCAACGAGAACCCAUACACGAAGCUGCUCAAAGAGCUGCUGUGUCAGGUGUUUGGCACGCCGAGGCACCACCCCAAGAGUCAGCCGUUUGUCGACCACGUGUUCACCUUCUCGCUGCUGGACCACCGGAUAUGGUUCCGCAACUACCAGAUCGUCGAGGAGGAAGGCUCGCUCGUCGAGAUUGGUCCUCGCUUCGUGUUGAACCCGAUCAAGGUGUUUGAGGGCAGCUUUGGAGGACCAGUGAUCUACAGCAACCCUCACUACGUCACACCCAGUGCAUACAGGCGUACGUUGAAGCAGGCGGCCGCCAGCAAGUACAAGGGACGCAAGGAAGCGAAGGCCAACCUGAAGCACCGGAUUGCAGAGGGACCGGCUCCUUCCAACCCAAUAGACGAAAUCUUCGAGACAAUUCCUCCAGAGAAAGCGAAGGGCAAGGACAAGCUCCUGUUCCAACGAAAGAAGCAGUGAACUGCGGGACUUUGUGGUCUUCAAUUGUCAUUUUCCUUCUCUUACUUUACUGGAAAGUGCCUCGCGCAAAGUUUUCAGUAAAGGAACAACAUCAACAUGAA